UUAAAAAACAAAAUAAGAAAUAGAAUUAGUUAAUUAAUGUCGUAAAAACAUGUAAAUAAAAAUAUGAACUGUUAAAUUACUCAAAUGAACUGAAGCCAAGAUAGUUCAAGAGAUAAAUACAAAAACAAACGCUAAAUAAAAACAAGAAAAAUAUUUAAAAACAAAAAUAUAAAUUUUUGGAAAUUUUUCUUAUUCAUUGACGCUAAAAAUGUCAGUGAAAUUGAUAUUCGAGAUUGGACAUUCAGCAUCUCGUAAAACAAAACCGAGUAAAGAAGGCUUCACUCAUGAUUGGGAGCUCUUUGUAAAAGGUGCCAAUGAAGGAAGUGAUAUUCAACUUUUUGUCGAAAAAGUCGUCUUUAAUCUUCAUGAGUCGUUUCCAAAGCCAAAGCGGGUCAUAAAAGAGCCACCGUAUACAGUGAAGGAAGCCGGAUAUGCAGGAUUUCUUCUAACUAUUGACAUUUACCUGAAGAAUCGUGAUGAGCCUAAAAAAGUCACUUUCGAAUAUGAUCUGGAUUUGCAACCUUUCAAAAUUCAAACAAAUGAAUUCAUUGUACCGAAUCCCUCAGAUGAGUUCAGAAAGAAAUGUUUAAAAGGUGGUGGUGUUGUCAUAAACACAGGCGAGUAUAAAGCUCGAGAUUCUUAUGGGAAAACAUCACAAUUACCUGUAAUGGGCGAAAUAAAAAAAUCAUCAAAAAGACCUGAAGAAACAAAACCAAACAAAAUUUUCACAGAUCUUUUUGGCGCACCACUCAAAAAACAUGAUCCGAGGUCACUUCAAAAUCCAUCACCAAAUCCAACAAAACUACCAUCAACUUCCAGUAGUAAAAACAACGAAAGAAGUCAAUCAGGAUCAAAGGAAAAAAGUGAUAAAUCGAAGCACAAACACAGUCCAAGUAAGGAUGGUAAAAAGGCAAAUGAUGGUAUGAGACCGGAAACCGAGAAAGUGAAAAAAGAUAAAACGAAAGAUCGUGAAAGAAGUGAGAAGAAAGAAAAAACUUCUAAACGACCAUCACCAUCACCAAGCUCUUUACCAGGAUCAUCUUCAUCAGCCCGAAGCAGUACAAAUCCAAAUUCAUUAUCAGUGUCAAAAUCGGAUGUUGUUAAAUCAUCUAAACAAUCUUCAACACCAACCCCAUCCAGUGAUGCAUCUUCUAGUAAGAAGAGUAGCAAGAAGGACAAGAAAAAUCACGAUAAAGAACGAGAUAAAAUUGAAAAGAAAGAUUCACGUUCGAAAGAUGCAUUAUCAGGAAAAGACAAAUCACAAUUUGAACCGCCAAAAGGAGCUACUGUUGGAAAGGAUCGGGAUUCUAUCAGUGGCAAGGAUGAUCGGGAAAAAGCAAAAGGAAAGUUAAGUACAUCAUCAUCAUCGAUCUCUGAACCAAAGACAACUCCAAUAGAAGUUGUAAAGAAGCAACAUGAAAAAGACUCUGAACGCAAACAUAAACAUAAAAAGAAAGAAAAAACAAAAGACAAAGAUGUUGUAAAAGAUAACAAGAAAGAGAAGCAACAUAAAAAUUCAAUUGCAAUACCUUCACCUGCAAAAGCGAAAGAUCAAGGAACAAAAUUUCAACAGCAUUCAGAUUCUGAUGCUGAUAGUCCUGCUUCAAUAAAACAGGAAUCUGAUAACAGUGUUGAUGCAACUGUAAUGCAAAAACCUCCUGAAGCUGAAAAACUUCCUAAGAAAUCUCGAGAACGAACAAAAACUGCUGACAAGGAAGAUAAAAGUCGAAAACGAAAGUCAAGUAAGAAAGAUGAACGUGAUUCAUCUAUAUCGCCAUCACCUGCAAAAAUAGCCAGAAAGGAGGUUUCAAAUUCACCUUCAAUUCAAGAAAGGCCAUCGUCAUCUGAUUCAGCUGCAAAUCAUUCACACAUGAACAACAAUAAUAUUGACAAUGCAAGCAAUGAUCGUAAGAUAUCUAAUGAAUAUAUGAGUGAACUUAAAGAUUUAAAACAGAAAAUUACGACACUAAACAACAAUGAAGACUUACAACAAGUUGUAAGAAUGAUCGCUGCUACAGGUUGUUAUGAAAUAACAAAAUCUUCAUUUGAUUUUGAUCUUGUACAGCUGGAUCGAAGUACAGUUCAAAGAUUACAAGAUUUUUUUGCUGCUUCGUGACUUCGUUAGCUUCUGUUCCUGAUUUACUCAUCUAUCAUUACUCGUCGAAUCAUUUAAAUGGAUUCUUUAUAAAUAUCUACACAUUUCUUGGAAAAUUUCUUUAUUUAUUUAGUUCUUUCUUUAGUUUAACAUGUAUGCAUGACUAAGUAGUUAUAUGAAGAGCAUAAAUGUAAAAUUUAAAGUCGAUACGAAUUUUCUUUAGAUUUUUAAGUUAUCUAUUAAUCCGAAAUGUAAAGAAUGGAUAAAAGCAAAUUUGUUAAAUUUGAUUUCUAAACUACGAGAAAGAAAAUAAAAAUAUGAA
Clunio marinus is the source of this 2417-nucleotide messenger RNA. The record is from the annotation of a GenBank genome assembly. Lineage: Eukaryota; Metazoa; Arthropoda; Insecta; Diptera; Chironomidae.